CCCAUAUUCAGUUUUUUGCAAGUUGUUGGAUCAGGUUACCAGGAUUUAUACUUGUGCACACCCAUCCUGUUUUCCCCAGUCUUCAUCUUUUCAUGAGUAUUGUUGCGGACACAAAUUCUUAAGGACUUGGCUUCAGUAAAACAAAAUAUUUUGAAAUUAUAUUGGGCUAGUUCACCAAUGUUCAGAGACUAUGGCAUUUAUGUUGCUGAAUCUCUGUGCUCCUGCCCUCUUCCUGUGUCUUCUGAAAGCUGGGAGUAUCAGAGCCCAAUGCACACAGCCAGAUGCGGAUUUACCUAUUAGGCAAAGUUUCCCAGAUGGAUCCACUGUAACAUUUGAGUGCGUGAUUGGACACAGGCCAGUUGACUUAGAAGCAUCUAGAUCAAUUACCUGUCAGGGAAACCAGUGGACAAGUCUGGAACUCAGUUGCUCAAGAAAAUCCUGUGGAAAUCUUGCAAAUUUCUUUCAUGGGAGAUAUGAAGUAACUGGAAAUUUAUUUGGUGACACAGCUAAACCAGUUUGUGACAAAGGAUACAUGUUAGUGGGUAAGGAAACAACAAGAACAUGCAGAGAUCAGGGAUGGGAUGGCCGAGAUCCUCUCUGUGAACCGGUGAAAUGUUCAGCACCUCCAGCUAUAGAAAAUGGACAACUUGAAGAGGAGUCUUUGGAGAGUUAUGAUUAUUUAAAUGCAGUCUCCUAUAGAUGUAACAGAGGACUUAAUCUUAUAGGACAGUCAACACUUCAUUGUUCUGAGGAUGGAACCUUUAAACCAGAUCCACCGAAAUGUGUUGAUGGGUGUCCAGUGCCUACAAUUCCAAAUGGAAAAAGAAUUGGUGGAAAAUCACCCCCCUACAAACUGGGUAACUUUGUAGAAUACAAAUGUGAAGAUGGCUAUACAAUGAAAGGAGAAGCUUUUAUUGUGUGUAGAGCAAAUGGAUGGGACCCUGAACCACCAACGUGCAUUGGAAAAUCCUGUGGAAAUCUUGCAGAUUUCUUUCAUGGGAGAUAUGAAGUAACUGGAAAUUUAUUUGGUGACACAGCUAAACCAGUUUGUGACAAAGGAUAUAUGUUAGCGGGUAAGGAAACAACAAGAACAUGCAGAGAUCAGGGAUGGGAUGGCCGAGAUCCUCUCUGUGAACCGGUUAAAUGUUCAGCACCUCCAGCUAUAGAAAAUGGACAACUUGAAGAUGAGCCUUUGGAGAGUUAUGAUUAUUUAGAAGCAGUUACUUAUAGAUGUAACAAAGGACUUAAUCUUAUUGGAAAUUCAACACUUCGUUGUUCUGAGGAUGGAACCUUUAAACCAGAUCCACCGAAAUGUUUUGAUGGGUGUCCAGUGCCUACAAUUCCAAAUGCAAAAAGAAUUGAUGGAAGAUCACCCCCCUACAAACUGGGCAACUUUAUAGAAUACAAAUGUGAAGAUGGCUAUACAAUGAAAGGAGAAGCUUAUAUUGUGUGUAGAGCAAAUGGAUGGGACCCUGCACCACCAAGGUGCAUUGCCCCAUCUACAACUCCCUCUACUGCCACGACUACCACAAACGCUGUGACUUCCACAGUUCACACAACAUCCAAGGCUCUUAAAGAGAAGGAAGAUGAAACAAAGACAAAUACAAAAGACUCAAGUAUGUCUAUAGGGGCAAAAGUAGGGAUUGCUUUAGGUGUUGUGGGGCUGGUUGUGAUUGGAGGGGUGAGCCUUGUGUAUUUCAUGAAACGCUCAAAACAUGAAAAGGUUGAAAAGGAGGAGGAGGAAUUAUAACUCCCUCACAUACUUGGCCGUCAUGAAGUUGUCCUGGAUGAAAUCCAAGUGAAAAAUCCUGCAAAUAUAUAUAAUUUAUAUACACACUUCCCAGAAUCCGGCGAGAGGAGGACUGAUUUCCCGCAACGAAUUGCUCCAUAAUCACACUCAAUGUUUCUUUAAAAAGACAAGCGUAAUUUGGAAUAACUCCUUUCUAGCAGUCUCUAACUCUAAAACAGAUCUGUCUUUACAGAAGUCAGGUUGAUUUCACGUUUAUAAUGUGUAUGCUUGUCAUUUCUUAAUUUUUAACACUUAAUACAGUGAUCACUCUUCUCUUAAUGAUGUUGCUGUUCCUCUUCCUGAGAACAUCUUAGGAUUCAUUUAAAAAAAAAAAAAAUUGCACUGACUGUCCCUUACCUCACUGAUUUAGCCGAGGGUUACAUUUAACAUUAAUAUUUUAUGUAGAAAGUCUGAUCACAUUUAAAAGAGAUGAAUGUCAUGGUAUUUGGGAAUCCACAUGUACAAACAAAACCAAAUGUUCUACAAUGCUUAAGGCUUUGUUUUAAUUUUUCCUGAUGUUACUUUUCACUUGGAUAAAACGUGUGUAUAUUAACCUUCCAGUAGACAUACUGCAGAAUGUGAUUUGCUAUGCAGAUUUUAAUUUAAAAGUUCUGUUUAAUCCUGCUGAAGUACUUAAAGUGCCUAUUGAUUCCAAGGUUUUUGUUCAGGGUUAUCUAGAUGUAUGUGUUGAGCAGGAUUUGUAUAGGUUCUAAUUACAUUAGAAAUGUUUUGAUGUUGGUCUCGAUUACAAAUUUACAGAUCUAAUGUAAACGUCAUUUACUUUUGUCUGUUUUAUCAAUAUUUACAUAUUUUCCAAAGUAUUUAAGCCCAAAUACCUAAUUGCUUUUUGUUAUUGGGCAUUGUUUUUUACCCCCCUUUUGAAAAAGUUUGCUAAUUUUAAUAUUUUAUACUAUCUAACUUGCGCUUGCCAAAUUGCUUGCCAUGUUAAGUCGUCUAGUUCAGUUCAUCUAAUAUUUUCAGUAAUUUUUAUUAAAUUGGUCAAAUAGUAAUUUAAUUUUAACAGCAACAUUUUCCCCUAAUGAGUGGUUUUUCAUUUGUUUGUGUGGCUGUUGUUUUUUUUUCUCUGCUUGUAAUUUUAAAGAUGUAUCAUAUUGUUUUAUUGUAACAAUUAGGUGUUGUUUAGAUUGGUUUUGAACUACUACUUUUUUGUGCCAUUUUUUAACUAGGAAUGCACUGACAUGGCUCUGCGACAGUGUUAAUUCUGGAAAUCAGCAAAUAUAAAUCCACCUCUUGCAAUUCUGUAUUUCACUGAGAUGUCUGUGUGCCUGGAAGAUCUCAAAAUUAAAGCUCCACAAUCAAAACAGAA
This is a messenger RNA of Cyprinus carpio (common carp), 3116 nucleotides long. RefSeq names its product complement component receptor 1-like protein. The transcript is spliced from 19 exons. The record is from RefSeq and is a predicted model, not a curated record. The coding region runs from base 191 to 1750 and encodes 519 amino acids. Lineage: Eukaryota; Metazoa; Chordata; Actinopteri; Cypriniformes; Cyprinidae.